Dunckerocampus dactyliophorus (ringed pipefish) is the source of this 1934-nucleotide messenger RNA. Its product is annotated as oocyte zinc finger protein XlCOF6.1-like. NCBI's taxonomy places the organism in Eukaryota, Metazoa, Chordata, Actinopteri, Syngnathiformes, Syngnathidae. The record is from RefSeq and is a predicted model, not a curated record. Gene Ontology annotation, molecular function: RNA polymerase II cis-regulatory region sequence-specific DNA binding; DNA-binding transcription factor activity. The transcript is spliced from 2 exons. Gene Ontology annotation, biological process: regulation of transcription by RNA polymerase II. Bases 150 to 1406 code for a protein of 418 amino acids.
AAAUUGGUGCACACCAAGACAUCGCCAAGCCAAAGAGCAAGAAGUCGCCUUAUCGAGUUGCUGUUGUAACUCUCAGAAGACCAUAUUGUCCUCCUCUCUAGUGCAUGUGGCCAAUGAGACAUCCAGCAGCUGAUUGAUCAUCAAGAAGAAUGUCCCCUCAGCCAAAGGGUGGGAGCUCCACUUUGGAGCAGCCAGAGCGACAGCCUAUUAAAGAGGAAGAGGAGGAGCCACGGCCCACCCACAUUAAAAAGGAAGAGGAGGAGCCACAGCCCCCCUGUGUUAAAGAGGAAGAGGAGGACCCACAGUCCCCCUAUGUUAAAGAGGAAGAGGAAGAACUCUCAAUCACUCAGGAGGGAGAGCAUCUUCUCGGGCCAGAGGAGGCUAAUCUUGCCAGGUUGCCACUGACUGGUGUCUCUGUGAAGAGUGAAGACCAUGAAGACAAACCACCUGAGCUCUCACAGCUUCAUCAUAGUCCAAGUGAGGAGAUGAGAGAGGCGGAGCCUUCAUGCAGCAGCUCACUGCAACACAUGACAACAGAAGCUGAUGGAGACCACUGUGGAGGAUCACAAGCAGACAACCUCUUAGCUCCACUGUCAGAUAGUGACGACAUAACGUCACACUCUCCUGAAGAUGAAGACAGCGACUACAACCAAGAAUCUCUGAGCAACGAUACAGACUGUGAAGGCGAUAUGACGACUCACAACAAACACUGUGAAAGCUCUAAAAAGAAGACAGGUAAACAUUUUAACUGCUCAGUUUCUGAUACAAGAUUUUCUCUUAAGAGCCAUUUGGCUCAACACAUGAGAACACACACAGGAGAAAAACCUUUUAGUUGCUUAGACUGUGGUAAACUCUUUGCUCGAAAGACAAACAUGCGAUUGCACCUGAGAACACACACAGGAGAAAAACCUUUUAGUUGCUCAGACUGUGGUAAACACUUCACUCAAAAGACAGCCAUGCAAAGGCACAUGAGAACACACACAGGAGAAAAACCUUUUAGUUGCUCAGACUGUGGUAAACACUUCACUCGAAAGACAAACAUGCAAUCACACAUGAGGACACACACUGGAGAAAAACCUUUUAUUUGCUCAAACUGUGGUAAAGGCUUCACUUUAAAGAAGCACAUGCAAUCACACAUGAGAACACACACAGGACAAAAACCUUUUACUUGCUCAAACUGUGGUCAACACUUCACUCGAAAGACAAACAUGCAAGCGCACAUGAGAACGCACAGAGGAGAAAAACCUUUUAGUUGCUCAGACUGUGGUAAACGCUUCACUCAAAAGCCAAACAUGCAAAGACACAUGAGAUCACAUACAGGAGAAAAAAAACAUUUUGCUUGCUCAAAUUGUGGUAUCACAUUUUCUUGGAAGUGCAAUUUGAAAAGACACAUGCAGAGUCACUGACGGUCUACUCUUCGCCUGACUGACAUGCAGUCACUGUGUUGCCACUGUGUUGUAAUAUUCUCUGCACGUGUCUUUUGUUCAAUAAAUCCAUCUUGUUUUUAUUCACGUGUAAAAGAAAGACAUGGUGACUGCAGUGAUUUCAUUUGAAGUUAAAGGUGUUUUAUUUGACUGUAUGCUGUCAUCACUAAAUGUUGUAACUGAUCAAGUCACUUCCUGUUGAAUUAUUUCACGAUUCGGUCUGGAAAGUAGUGAUUUGAUUCCUUUUACUGACUUGAGUUCUUAUGAUUCACUAAUUGGGGUACGGACCACUUUCAGGAGGCCUUUGAAGGAUUUCAGUUAGCAAAAACAACUACUUUAAUCAUUUUCAUUUUCUUCUUUUGCAGUGUUGAUUGAUUAUACUCAAACAAUUGUAUGUUGUCAAAGGGAAUCAUGUUAUUUUGUUCAUAUUGUUGUGUUACAUAUUGAUGAAAUGUUCACAAAUAAGUGUAUUGAAACAAGCAUUUGUUUUCCCCCGAAAAUAUUGUCUAU